AUGUUUAAGGACCAGUCCUAGUUCAUUCAUUCUUCAUUGAAAGCUUAAUUCAUCUUUCAUUCCAUUCAUCACAACUCAGUGUCAACAAAGAAGCUGAUGGAGCAAGCACUGUUGGCUGGUGUUGCUACAAAGAUUGGUGAAACAUUGGCUGAAGAAACAAUGAAGAAGAAGAGUGCCAGCUCCAAACAAGAUGAGGUUCAGUUACUGUCACAAAUCCACAGCAGCAUGGAAAGAAUCAAGAGUGAGUUUGAAGUCAUGCAAGCAUUCUUAAACCGCGUCGAUAAACAGAGGGAUGAAGUCACUGAAGCUUGGUUGAAAAGAGUUCGAGAUGUUGCAUCACAAGUCGAGAAAGUUGUCGAUGAGUUUGCAAAGAUUGUUCGAGGUCCGAGUAAAAAAUUAUCCAAGGCUUUGCUUGAAACUUUUAAGUACAACUCUUGGGAUCCUCUUGUUUCACAUGUUAAGGAUCGCCGGAAUACGGUUAAUAAUUUCUGCAACAAUUUGUGGACUACUAACUUAAGUGGUUUGAAUCAAAUUGCUGCUCAGUUGAAGACAAUAGAAGCUGAUCUUGAUCACAUUCUGAAAAUGAAGAUCAGAUGGGAAGUAACAACGAUGAAUUCAUAGACGAAAAGCUUAUAAGUUCUCUAUGGAAUUGUCUGCAUUGUAAAAAGAAUAUUAGUUUCCAUAUAAACCUGAUAAAGUGUGAUCUUUAAGAACUAAAUUUGUAAGCAUAAAAGCAAAAUUCAAACACUGUUUGAU
Molecule: messenger RNA, 756 nt
Organism: Dioscorea cayenensis subsp. rotundata (Guinea yam)
Lineage: Eukaryota; Viridiplantae; Streptophyta; Magnoliopsida; Dioscoreales; Dioscoreaceae
Exons: 2
Coding region: 97-621 (174 amino acids)
Source: RefSeq, a predicted model, not a curated record